AUGGAUGAGACACGAGUCGAUCUGGUGGUGGUUGGCGGUGGUCCUACUGGAAUGCUGACUGCUCUUCUGGCGAAGAGACUCGGAGUAUCAGUCCUUGUGCUGGGGCGGCCCAUUCCAGAUGCAAAACCUCAGCCGCUGCAACUUGGAAGAGCUGAUGCUUUGAACGCGAGAUCUCAGCAAUAUCUCGAGAUUGUGGGUAUUCUCGACGAUCUGAUUAGCCAGGGUCUCAAAUGCAAUACCAGCUCCACCUUUACUAAUGGUGGCUUCGCCUCCCGCCAAAGUCACUGGUGGACAGGCCUUCAACAUGUCCUGCAUAAAAAUUUUCUCAUGAUUGGCCAGCCCGUGGUAGAGCAGCUCCUCGCAGCAGAGCUCAAGGAGUCUCUACUCUAUAACGAGCGGGUCGAGUCGAUCCGAGAGACUGAGUGCGGAGUCGAGGUAGCCACCAUCUCGCAACGCAUCGUGCACGGCACGUAUUGCAUCGCCUCCGAUGGCGCCAGAUCCAUGGUGCGUCAGGCACUUCGUAUUCCAUUCACGGGUACCAAGCCUGAAAUGCUGUGGGCCGUUUUGGACACCUUCAUCGACAGCGACUUCCCUCGCUGCCCUGAGAUUAUCACAUUCGAGCUCGAUGGCGAAUCCCGUGUCGCAUGGAUCCCGCGGGAGCGGGGUCUGGCACGUUUCUAUAUUUUGCUGGAUGGCGAAGUCACUGAGGAGAAGUCGAAGGCUUCUAUCAAGAGGCAUUUGGCUCCUUACCGCGUCGACUUCACCAAGACUGAAUGGUUCAGCACCUUUGAAGUGAAAGAGAGAAUUGCCGAAACCUUCAUAUCCCAGAACGGCAAUGGAAGGAUCAUCCUUGCGGGCGACGCUGCUCACUGCCAUGCCGUUAAUGGUGGUCAAGGACUGAAUACCGGCCUGUCUGAUGCAUUCAGUUUGGGAUGGAGAAUGGCAUAUAUUUUAAAGUAUUCUGACAAACUAGCUCCUGGCGCGGCCAAUCGAAUUCUUCAGAGUUACGACGCGGAGCGUCGCAAGGUGGCAGAGAAUGUCAUUCGUGUUGCCGCACGCUUGGUGAGAGAUAUCAAGUAUGAGGCCACGCAGUAUGUUGGCAACGUGGAAAAGAACGCAAACUACAUUACCGGGAUGGGUAUCGCGUAUCAUGAUCUUGGCUCGCCUGCUGUACGCGAGUCAGAGGUGGGCAUCUGGAAGGCCGGCCGGGCAUGCCCUGACAUUCUGUUGACAACCCCUGGCGCCUCGGAGUCGCGGUAUCUCUACAGUAUCGUAACUUAUGGGAAGUACAUGGUUCUUGUGGCCGGUGAUCACGGUGGCCACUUUAACACCUUCAAGAGUCUCGUUCGAUGGCUGAGGAUAUUACCGAAAGCGGAUGAGCAGAAUUGCCAUCUCAACGGAGAGAGCGAGUUAAGCUAUUUGGCCGAGGUUGUCAAAGAGGGGGAGAACUACGCCAUUGUAGUUCGCCCCGAUAUGUACAUCGCAUAUGCGGGUACAGCCGAGGGCGCGACUGAGUACUUGGCAGAAAUCUUUGUCAGUUAG
Coccidioides posadasii C735 delta SOWgp is the source of this 1542-nucleotide messenger RNA. RefSeq lists its product as uncharacterized. NCBI's taxonomy places the organism in Eukaryota, Fungi, Ascomycota, Eurotiomycetes, Onygenales, Onygenaceae. The record is from RefSeq and is a predicted model, not a curated record. Gene Ontology annotation, molecular function: FAD binding; oxidoreductase activity.